Messenger RNA from Drosophila melanogaster (fruit fly), 827 nucleotides. RefSeq names its product selenoprotein G (gene SelG). The transcript has 3 exons. The record is from RefSeq and is marked reviewed. Gene Ontology annotation, cellular component: Golgi membrane. NCBI's taxonomy places the organism in Eukaryota, Metazoa, Arthropoda, Insecta, Diptera, Drosophilidae.
AGUAGCAUGUUGAGAUAUUUGUUGAACCUAAAACACCCGUAAGAAACAUAUCUCCGUAAAACUGUGCAAUAAAUCGAGGGUGGCUGGAGCUUCCCUGAGGAUAGCGUGGCGCCAUGGUGUACAUCGACCAUAAUGGGCGCGUGUGGGAGAAGCGUCCGUGGGACUGGCGACGGAUUGUGGAGCUAUUUGUCGGGAUAUGGUUUGCCAUUAAGCAGCUAUUCCUAACAUUCCUUGCUCCCUUUACGGGCAACAAUAACCAGGCCAAUCCGCGUCGCGGAAAUGGAUGGGGUGGCGGUGGAGGAUGGGGCGGCGGCGGCGGAGGUGGUGGCGGCGGUGGAGGAGGAAGACCUGGAUCAGGAUCAGGUGGACUAAGACCAAACCGCCGGAUCGGCCGCAUUCAGCCGACUAUGAGCUGCAAUAUGCCCGCUGGAGGCGGAUGAGGAUAGUAGCGACAUCCGGUUCCCAAGACUCUUGGGAGGAUGUCGCGCCGACAGAAGGCUGGUCGUGUAUAGCAGCACCCUGAAUGACCCAGAUAUCACGGUUUAUCCCGCCCAUGUGGCGCUUAUGACGCAGUUGUCUUAAACUCGAACUCGAGCGGGCAAUUGCUGAUUACGAUUAACCACUGAUUCCUGGGUCGCUGCUUCGUGGCCGUCGUCGGUUCCAUUUAUCAACUAUUAGCUCCAAUACAUAGCUACAGGUUUUUUUCUAUCGGUCUGCGGGUUUAUAUUCGUUAAUUUACAAUUGCAAAUUCGAAGUCACAGUACCCAAAUAGGAAUACAUAGUUAUUCUGGUGAAAUACAUAAAUAAAUACCAACCAUAACUUUUGC